AUGAAUUUCACCCCAGCCAGCGGCCGAAAGUACUCGCACGACCACACUCGUUUUCAGCAGGCUCCCGGUGCCCCCAAAAUUAAUCAUAAACUAACUUCAACUUCAGUCCUCUCCCAGCCUGAGGAGUUUGCGCAUCCUGCAGUCGGUAGAAGGUGGCGUAAGCGUUUCGACUCCGAGGGAUCAGCCGACGAGAAUGUCUUUGGUAUUGCUCUGAUUGGUGCUCCCCGUGCCGAAUCACCCAUUGCAAAUGUCAGUCAAGCUGUGGAGGCUGCUCCCGAUCGAAGCCCAAACGUCUCACCCUCCGCUGACCGUCCGAGCAUCGUUAUGUUUCGUUGUCGGAUCUGCUACGAAGAAGGUACAGACAAGGAACCCCUAAUUUCCCCCUGCCAUUGUCGGGGCACCGUCGGCCUACUGCAUAAGUCCUGUCUCGAAAAGUGGCUACAGCUCUCUCAGACGCUUAAAUGUGAAAUCUGUGGAUAUGCUUACAUCCUUCGACCGAAACCAGCGGAAAUGACAACCUCCAAGCUCUCAGCCACCCAGGUUAUCGAGCGCGUGGAGUUCCUUCGUGAGUGGAUCCACUCCCGACUGGUUCAGCGGAACCUCGCUACAGACCUCGUCUUCCUGAUACUUCUCACACCCGCAACCUGUCUGGGCAUCUAUUUCUGCAUUACGGCAAUGCUAGACUUCAUGAGAGUGAAUGUCUAUGCCUGGCAGGCGAUUGUCCUGCUGGCUCUGGCUAUAACCCUCGUCGUCAUCCUUUUCUGUUGGAUCCUCCUAGCUGCCACAACCUCAAGGCGAGAGGAGGGGCAGGAAGGGGAAGAGGUAUCGGACCUGAGAGAUCCACCUCAAUGCACUCUCAUAAAUGUGACCUCACCGAACUUCACGCUGAAUCUCUACCCAGUUCAGGAGACUACGGAAACUAUGGCAGACUCAAGCCAAGAGGAGACGCCCGAACAGGAUGCUGGCCGACCAAUGAACACAGUGCCUGUGUAA
Messenger RNA from Dibothriocephalus latus, 993 nucleotides. The record is from the annotation of a GenBank genome assembly. Lineage: Eukaryota; Metazoa; Platyhelminthes; Cestoda; Diphyllobothriidea; Diphyllobothriidae.